Messenger RNA from Limanda limanda (common dab), 3984 nucleotides. RefSeq names its product aggrecan b (gene acanb). Gene Ontology annotation, biological process: cell adhesion. Gene Ontology annotation, molecular function: hyaluronic acid binding. The record is from RefSeq and is a predicted model, not a curated record. Lineage: Eukaryota; Metazoa; Chordata; Actinopteri; Pleuronectiformes; Pleuronectidae. The transcript is spliced from 18 exons. The coding region runs from base 1 to 3984 and encodes 1327 amino acids.
AUGACCCCCUUGUUUCUGCUGUGUGUGUCCCUGCCCCUCAUCCAGGCAACAAUAUCAUUUGACAAUCAUGAUGACAUGGACGGCACAUUGCGUGUCAGCAUCCCGAUGGAGGUGCCUCUCCGUCCUCUGAUGGGAGCGAAGUUAGUGGUACCGUGCUACUUCCAGGACAACACCGUCAGUGACCCUGGAGCCCCAACCAUUGCCCCACUCUCCCACCGCAUCAAGUGGUCCUAUGUCACCAAGGAGAAAGUCACUACCAUUCUGGUGGCAUCAGAGGGAAAGCUUCAGGUGGAGACGGAGUAUUUGGACAGAGUGACGAUGGUCAACUAUCCCCUGGUGCCAACUGAUGCCUCUCUGGAGAUAACAGAGCUGAGGUCCAAAGACUCUGGCACUUACCGCUGCGAGGUGAUGCACGGUAUCGAGGAUAACUACGACUCUGUGGACAUCCUGGUUCAGGGUAUUGUGUUCCACUACCGAGCCAUCUCCACCCGCUAUACCCUGACAUUUGAGAAGGCCAAGGCAGCCUGUAUCCAAAACGGUGCCACCAUCGCCACUCCGGCCCAGCUCUUGGCUGCCUACGAUGAUGGAUACCACCAGUGUGAUGCUGGAUGGCUCUCCGAUCAAACUGUCAGAUACCCAAUCCAUGAGCCCCGCGAACGUUGCUUUGGAGAUAAGGAGAACUUCCCAGGUGUGAGAACCUAUGGAGUGAGAGAUGUCAACGAGACCUAUGACGUGUAUUGUUUUGCUGAGAAGAUAUCAGGCAGAGUCUUCUACUCAAUGUCCGUGGAGAAGUUUACUUUCUAUGAAGCAGGAGAUCAGUGUGCCAAACUUGGCGCUCGGCUCGCUACCACUGGAGAACUGUACCUGGCUUGGAAAGCUGGCAUGGAUGUGUGUAACGCUGGCUGGCUGGGCGACAGGAGCGUGCGCUACCCAAUUAACAUCGCCAGGCCUCAGUGUGGAGGGGGGCUUCUGGGUGUGAGAACUGUCUACCUUUUCCCAAACCAGACUGGAUACCCCUACCCAGACUCUCGUUUUGAUGCCAUCUGCUUCCAAGAUGGUCUGGAUGAAGACGUCGUGGCUUUAAGGACCACGCCUUUUCCAGACAUCAUCCGAAUGACACCCGCCCCUGGGGCGUACCCAGGCCUUUCUCCCUCACCUGGGGGUGAAGAGAUCAGGGGCGCAGGAGUGGACACGCUCUCCCCACUGCCCAUCCCCCCCAGUGUGAUAGACACAUACACCAAGGUGACUCCUGUUGUGCGUGUGCCUGGACUUGAGCUGACAGGCCUCGAUGCUGCCAUGGCUCCCACAGGUGUGGUGUUCCACUAUCGACCCAUCACUGGUCGGUACACUUUGACCUUUUUGGAGGCUCACCAGGCUUGCAAGAGUAUUGAUGCGGUCAUUGCCAGUCCUCUGCAGCUGCAGGCAGCAUUCGAGAAAGGCCUUCACCAAUGUGAUGCAGGCUGGCUCCGUGAUCAGACUGUCAGGUAUCCAAUUGUGUCACCCAGAGAAAACUGUGCUGGUAAUCUGCCACAUCUUCCAGGAGUAAGGUCCUAUGGCCUGAGGCCAGCCAACGAACAUUAUGAUGUAUUUUGUUACGUGGAACGUUUGCAAGGUGAGGUCUUCUUCACCAGUGACUAUGACAGCUUCUCCUAUGAUGAGGCCGUCCAGCACUGUGAGAAACUGAACACCAGUCUGGCCACCACCGGGCAGCUGUACGCCGCCUGGAACCAAGGACUUGACAAGUGCCGUCCCGGCUGGCUGACGGACCGCAGUGUCCGUUACCCCAUCACAACCCCCAGGUCCCACUGUGGAGGCGGACAUGUGGGGGUUCAGAUCAUCUACUCCUACCCCAACCAGACAGGAUUCCCUGAUGAGCACUCGCGUUAUGACGCAUACUGUUUCAAAGCUGAAUUCCCAGUUGUUCACGUUGAAAUUGAAACUAGUGUGAAUAUGACAAUAGUGACAGUGGAUAUUAUCAAUAAGACAACAGCUACAAUUGAUCACCUUGCACCAACGGGUGAAACUACUGUAGUCUACAAUGAAACGGAAUCCAGUGUAAAUAUUACUGAAAUAGAGGAGUUUAUCAACAAGACAACCAUCACAACUCAUCAAGUUCUUCCUCCUGUCGUUGUUGAAGUGUCAGGCUCAGGCUCCGCUGAUCACUCAGCCAGCGGCGAGACUUCAGGGCAGUCUGGCAUCUCCAGUGCCAGUGGUGACACCUCUGGUUCCGGACGAGACAUCACCUACAGCGGACACACUGACGUCUUCUCUGGAGACCAGUCAGCCUCUGGAGAUCCCCAAGAGGCAGGAAGGGGAAGCGCAUUCCCCUUCUCGUCUGGAGAACUGGGUAGUGCAUCUGGAUCUGGAGAGGGGAUUGAUGGACAACAAUCUGGCUCUGGGGUAUCAGGAUCAGGUUUUACCAGUGGCAGUGGGGAUAUCAGUGGCAGUGGAGGAGACUUGAUGGUCAUCAUGGUUGAUGGCAAGAUGGUGGAGGUCUCAAAAACGCACAGACCCGAUGAACAGUUGUUAGGCAAGGAGGGCAUCGUGAUAAUGGAAUCAAGUGCAUCCGGAUCAGGAAGUGUCUCUGGGUCGGGCUCUGGUGGAUUUUCUGGCAUCUCAUUUCUUGACCACAGUGCCAUUGACCUGACAGUUCAGCCAUUAGGUGAGCAGGAGGUUUCUGGAUAUCGUCCUUUUGGAUCAGGGUUCAACAGUGGCUUUCCCAGUGGUUUUCCUUCUGGUGUUUCAGCCAGCGGCUCUGCCUCUGGAGAUGCUUUCCAGCAUCGUGAAGAUGUCAUUUAUGUAACAGAUGAUGAGAUGAUUGAAGUGACCGUAUCUCCACUGGAGCGCCAACCUCAGCAGGGCCGGGGGGUGGUGGAGGUUAGCGGGGCAGGAAGUGGGUCAGCGAUGCACCAUGAAUUCAGCGGCACUUUGGAGCAAAGCUUGCAUUUCUCAGGAAGCGGAGUCCCUCAUGAGAAACCAACGACUGAGCAGCUUUCUGUCAUCCUGCCACCUGACUCUACGAUGACUUACACAGAGUACAUUGCUAGUCUUGCUCAAUCUGGACUUGGGGAGGACGAACGAGAAGGCCGCACACUUUAUGUUGUGACUCCAGACGCAGCCUACACCAACCCGACCACAGCACCAUCAGUGUCAUUAGCAACCCCUGCUGUAGUGGAGGAGCCUGAUGUUGUUGAAAAUCCUUGUGAUCCAAACCCCUGUGGCUCAGGAACCUGUUCGGCGCAGGGAGAGAUCGCUGUGUGUCAGUGUCCCAACGGCUUCACUGGUGAAGACUGCUCAACACCGGUGCAGGGCUGUGCUGAAGGCUGGUUGGAGUUCAGGGGCAGCUGUUACCUGCACUUUGCAGAGAGAUAUACCUGGACUGAGGCCGAGCAGCGCUGCCAGGUGCUCAAUGCUAACUUGGUCAGCAUCAAUUCCCAGGAGGAGCAGGAGUUUGUCAACUCUCUCUGUCUUUGUGAUACAGCCAAUGGUCAGGACUACCAGUGGAUCGGGCUUAAUGACAAAGAUGUGCAGAAUGAGUUCCGCUGGACAGACAGAAGUCCUCUGACCUUCGCGAACUGGAGGCCGAACCAGCCCGAUAACUACUUCAACUCUGAGGAGAAUUGUGUGGUGAUGAUCUGGCAUGAGGGCGGACAGUGGAAUGACGUGCCCUGCAACUACCACCUUCCCUUCACCUGCAAGACUGGACCAGUAAUGUGUGGAACUCCCCCUUACGUGGAAAAUGGCCGGCCAAUGGGCAGCAGCAGAGACCGCUACCCUGUCAACUCUAUAGUCCGCUACCAGUGUGAUGCCGGCUAUACACAGCGCCACCUGCCUGUCAUCCGCUGUAUGCCAGAUGGACAGUGGGGGGAACCUCAAGUGGAAUGUACAGAUGCCGGCGCCAACAGUAACAGGCUACACAAAAGAUCCCUCAGGAGAAGAAGUAAAGCGGUCAGCAGCCAACAGGAAAAGAGGAAGCUGCUCUGA